AUGGAAUCCAAAUUUCAACUCUUUUUCUUUACCUUUUUCCUUCUCAUUCUCACCAUUCAUGCACAAACACUUGCAACUUACAUAGUUCAGUUGCACCCUCAUGGCACAACCAAGUCUUUGUUCACUAACAAACUUGAAUGGCAUCUUUCAUUUAUACAACAAACUAUUUCAUCUGAUGAAGACCCUUCCUCACGCCUACUAUACUCGUACCGUUCCGCCAUGGACGGUUUCGCAGCUCAGUUAACCGAGGCUGAGAUUGAGUAUUUACAAACAAGUCCUGAUGUUAUCUCUAUUAGACCAGAUAGGAAUCUCCAGAUUCAAACCACAUACUCGUAUAGGUUCUUAGGACUCAACCCUGCGAGAGAAAAUGGUUGGUAUCAAUCUGGUUUCGGCCGUGGAACCAUAAUUGGUGUGCUUGAUACCGGAGUUUGGCCAGAGAGUCCUAGCUUUGUUGAUCAUGAUAUGCCUCCGGUUCCGAAGAAAUGGAAAGGUAUAUGCCAAUCAGGCCAAGCCUUUAACUCUUCCAAUUGUAACAAAAAACUCAUUGGUGCAAGGUACUUCACCAAAGGCCAUUUGGCAGUAUCACCUACAAAAAUUCCGGAAUAUCUUUCUCCAAGAGACUCUUCUGGACAUGGAACACACACUUCAUCUACUGCCGGUGGAGCUCCGGUGCCAAUGGCGAGUGUUUUCGGUUAUGCAAAAGGUGUGGCAAGAGGAAUGGCUCCUGGUGCUCACAUUGCAGUAUACAAAGUUUGCUGGUUCAAUGGCUGCUAUAACUCUGACAUCAUGGCUGCAAUGGAUGUUGCAAUCAGAGACGGUGUCGACGUCCUAUCCUUGUCUCUAGGUGGUUUUCCUGUGCCGCUAUACGAUGAUAGUAUUGCAGUUGGAAGCUUUAGAGCAAUGGAGAAAGGAAUUUCGGUUAUAUGUGCAGCAGGAAACAAUGGCCCAAUGGCAAUGUCUGUUGCCAAUGAUGCUCCUUGGAUUGCAACUAUUGGUGCAAGCACACUUGACAGGAAAUUCCCGGCUAUAGUUCGCAUGGCGAACGGACAAAUUCUAAUCGGAGAAUCCAUGUAUCCAGUAAACAACAGAAUGGCAAGCAAAAGCAAAGUACUUGAGCUGGUUUACCUAACUGAUGGUGAUACCGAGAGUCAAUUUUGCCUCAAAGGCUCUCUUCCAAAAGACAAAGUUCAAGGAAAAAUGGUGGUAUGCGACCGCGGUGUCAACGGAAGAUCAGAAAAAGGUCAAGCUGUGAAGGAAGCAGGUGGUGCUGCUAUGAUCUUAACAAACACAGAGCUAAACUUAGAAGAAGAUUCAGUUGAUGUUCAUCUCUUGCCUGCAACAUUGGUAGGAUUCGACGAAUCAAUCAUCUUGAAAGCUUACAUAAACUCCACAAAAAAACCACUUGCUAGGAUCGAAUUCGGAGGAACUGUAAUCGGGAAAUCUCGAGCACCAACAGUCGCAAUAUUCUCAGCUCGAGGACCGAGUUUUACAAACCCUUCAAUCCUUAAACCAGAUGUUAUAGCUCCAGGAGUCAACAUCAUUGCUGCAUGGCCUCAGAAUCUCGGUCCAACCGGCUUACCAGAAGACAAUAGAAGAGUAAACUUCUCUGUCAUGUCAGGUACCUCAAUGUCCUGUCCUCAUGUCAGCGGAAUCGCGGCUCUUAUCCGUUCGGCUCAUCAAAACUGGAGCCCUGCAGCUAUCAAAUCAGCAAUCAUGACAACAGCAGAUGCAACAGACCACACAGGAAAACCGAUACUCGACGAAGACAAACCUGCUACAUCUUUUUCAAUGGGAGCCGGAAACGUGAAUCCACAUCGAGCAUUAAAUCCAGGACUAAUAUACGAUAUCAAACCAAACGAUUACGUCAACCAUCUUUGCAGCAUUGGUUACACAAACUCAGAGAUAUUCAGCAUCACACACAAAAAUAUUAGCUGCCAUGCAAUCAUGCAGAAGAAUAGAGGCUUCAGCCUUAACUAUCCUUCUAUAUCAGUGAUUUUUAAAGACGGAACGAGUCGAAAAAUGUUCAGCAGGAAGGUAACAAAUGUAGGAAAUCCUAACUCCAUCUACUCAGUGGAAGUUGUAGCACCUCAAGGAGUAAAAGUGAUAGUGAAACCAAAGAAGCUAGUAUUUAAACAAGAAAAUCAAAGCUUGAGCUACAAAGUUUGGUUUAUAUCAAGAAAAAGGGUUACCAUGAACUUUGCAGAAGGACAUUUGACAUGGAUACACUCAGAAAAUGGUUCUUACAGAGUUAGAAGCCCAAUAGUAGUGAGUUGGAAGACUAAGUAG
Messenger RNA from Lathyrus sativus (Indian pea), 2286 nucleotides. The record is from the annotation of a GenBank genome assembly. Lineage: Eukaryota; Viridiplantae; Streptophyta; Magnoliopsida; Fabales; Fabaceae.